Prorocentrum cordatum is the source of this 1842-nucleotide messenger RNA. The record is from the annotation of a GenBank genome assembly. NCBI's taxonomy places the organism in Eukaryota, Dinophyceae, Prorocentrales, Prorocentraceae.
AUGUCCGAGGUGCUGGCCACAGGGCGGGGGCGGUCGCGCACGCGGGGCCACUUGGCGUUGGCCCAGCGAGCUGGAGCCAGACAGUUGGCCAGCAACGCCCGCUGGGCGCGGCGCCACAUCGAGGCGCACCGCAACCCGAGCCACUACGGGUGCCGGCAGCCCCACCGCCGGCCUAAAGAGGCCCGACGCGGGGCCGGCGCCCGCCUGCUCGACGCCGGGCGCCCGCGGGCGGCUUUGUUGGCCGCCGAGGGCUCCCCGCGGGUCAGCCAGACCUGCUGGGGCGACGGCUGCCUGCGGCCAGAGGCCGCCGCCCUCGCCAGCCGAGGGAGCCAGCGGACCGACGGCCCCCUCGCCACCCGCAGUACUCCAUCAGGCGGGUUGCGGGCUGCUUGGGGCUUCCCGCCGGCGCCGCUGGGCUGGGCCUCGCCGUCGCCGACCUGGUGGACAUUCGACUGGCUCGACUCCGGCCUGGCGUGGGGCGUCGCGCUCGGCACGCCGUGCACCCGCUGGAGCGCCGCCAGCCGCGCCCGACCCGUGGGCGCCGCGGGGCCGGCCGGGCUGGCCCUCGCCCGCAUCUCUGUCUGGGAGCUGGACGUCUGUGCUCGUCGUGGUGUGCACAUGGUGGUGGAGGGCCCGUUGGCUUCCCAGGUCGAGCAGAGGCAACCCUUCGCGAAGCAGCUCAGGCGCGUCAAGUGCGCGCGCUACCGGGUCGACCAGUUCGCCUGCGCAGCCGCCGGGGGGAAGCCGACUACCCUCUCCCUCAACAUCGAGAUCCUCGAGACGGCCGCGCGACGGUGCCCUGGCCGCAGGUGGGCCGUCGUGCGCCAGGGCCAGGUGCAUCACCCCGACGGGGGCUGGAGGUGGCGGACCUCGGUGGCUGCGGCCAGCCCUUCUGUCCUCUGCCGUGCAGUGGCAACAGCGCUGUGGGAUGCCGCCCCAGCGCGGGCGCGGCGUGGCGCCAGCCGACCAGGCCUGGAGCCCCGCUGGAGGACGCGCUCCUCCAGGCAGCUAGCCCAGGUGGCAAGCGACGGCGCUUGGCGCUCCCGACGGACCAGCGGCGCGCGCAGCUCGACUCGGAUGGGAGCCGACCAGCACCGGGAUGGGCUCGACCUCGGCACCGAGCUUAGCAUCCGGCGGGCCCGCCGCCAUGACGUCACUGAGCCGGGGUUCCUCCGCAAGCUGGUAGUCGCGCCUACGACCCGCAAGAAGUACGAGAGGUGCUAUGCCGACGUGGUCCGCUCCGUCGGCCGCCCGCCACGGAAGGACGCCAACUGGGACCUCGCGUUGGUGAACUACAUCGAGGGCCUCUACCGCGCGGGCGAGGCCGCGACCGCGGCGAGGUAUGCUUACCACGGGGUCUCGUUCGUCAACGACUGGCCUCGCCGCUCGCCCGACCUGCUCCCGAAGACGCGGCUGUCGCUCCUGGCCUUCGCGAGGUCGUCGCCGGAGCACUGCCGCGACCCGCCCGCGAUCGAACUGGUGCUACUCAUGCUGGACUACUUCCUGGGCCGGGCGGUGGGGGACAACUGCCAGCGCAUGGCCCUCGUGGCCGCCCACGGCAUCCUCAGCUUCGACUGCUACCUUCGGCCGUCCGAGGGCCUCGACCUCACGGCCGGUGCUGUCGGGCGACCUCGGCCCGGAGCGGCGGCUCAAGGCUGGGCGAUCAACGUGGCGCCAGCUGGGGAGGACGCCAAGCCGUCCAAGAACCGCCACUUCGACGCCAGCGUCCUGGUUGGGGCUCACGACAGGCAGUGGGUCUGCAGGGUGCUGGAGCUGCUGGUGGACAACCUCCAGCCUGGCGACCGCGUGUUCAGGUCGCUGCGUUUGGCCGACCUCGAGAAG